Molecule: messenger RNA, 2164 nt
Organism: Arachis ipaensis
Lineage: Eukaryota; Viridiplantae; Streptophyta; Magnoliopsida; Fabales; Fabaceae
Source: RefSeq, a predicted model, not a curated record
AGAGAGAGAGAGAGAGAGAGAAGAGAGAGAGAGAUGGAGGAUCUCGUGGAAGAAGAGAAGGGAGGAGAGGAGGUGUUAGGUUCGAGCUUGACGAUGGAGAAGGUAGCUGCAGCUAAGAAGUUCAUAGAGAAUCACUAUAGGGCUCAGAUGAAGAACAUCCAAGAGAGGAAGGAGAGGCGUUGGGUUUUAGAAAGACAAUUAGCUUCUUCAGAUGUGCCAAAUGAGGAACGUGUUAACUUAAUCAAAGAUUUAGAGAGGAAGGAGACUGAAUAUAUGCGAUUGAAAAGGCACAAGAUUUGUGUUGACGAUUUUGAGAAUUUGACCAUCAUUGGAAGGGGGGCCUUUGGAGAGGUUAGACUGUGUCGGGAGAAGAAAUCUGGAAACAUUUAUGCCAUGAAAAAGCUGAAGAAAUCUGAAAUGCUGAAGAGAGGCCAGGUGGAACAUGUUAGAGCUGAGAGGAACUUACUAGCUGAAGUUGCUAGUCAUUGCAUUGUGAAACUUUACUACUCAUUUCAGGAUGCUGACUACUUGUAUUUAAUUAUGGAGUACCUUCCCGGGGGUGAUGUGAUGACGCUAUUGAUGAGGGAAGACACGUUAAGUGAAGAUGUUGCCAGAUUUUACAUUGCACAGAGUGUUCUAGCCAUAGAGUCUAUUCAUAAACACAAUUACAUUCACAGGGAUAUUAAACCAGAUAACCUUCUCCUGGAUAAAAAUGGACACAUGAAGCUCUCAGAUUUUGGCCUCUGUAAGCCUCUUGAUUGUACUACCCUGUCUACACUGCAUGAAAAUCAAACUAUGGAUGAUGAAAAUGUGGCAGAGCCCAUGGAUAUUGAUGGAUGUUUUCCUGAUGCGGACAAUCGGAGCAGCUGGAGAAGCCCACGUGAACAGCUUCAGCAUUGGCAGAUGAACAGGAGGAAGUUGGCAUUUUCAACAGUGGGGACACCUGAUUACAUUGCUCCUGAAGUACUUUUGAAGAAGGGAUAUGGAAUGGAAUGUGACUGGUGGUCAUUAGGAGCAAUAAUGUAUGAAAUGCUAGUUGGUUAUCCUCCAUUUUAUGCUGAUGACCCAAUAACUACAUGCAGAAAGAUUGUUCAUUGGAGAAAUCAUUUACGAUUUCCAGAAGAUGCACGCUUGACACUUGAAGCCAAAGACUUAAUCUGCAGGCUGCUGUGUGAUGUUGAUCAUAGGUUAGGUACUCAAGGGGCACAGGAAAUCAAGGUUCAUCCUUGGUUCAAGAAUGUGGAGUGGGAUAAACUAUACCAAAUGGAGGCAGCAUUCAAACCUCAAGUCAAUGGGGAGCUGGAUACCCAAAACUUCAUGAAGUUUGAUGAGGUAGAUCCACCAACAGGAGCAAGAACUGGAUCUGGAUCCUCCCGGAAGAUGCUUUUGACUCCCAAAGAUCUAAACUUUGUUGGGUAUACUUACAAGAACUUUGAUGCUAUAAAAGAAGGGCUUAGGCAGUCUCUUGGUGAUUCCAUGCAAGAUUAUGCUUCUAAACGGGCAGCUGAGGAAACAGGUUUGCAAAUGCUGGCAACAACAGGAGAUCCUAUGCUACCUUAACUCAGAAUUUCACAACAUUCAAGUUGAAGCCAAUCUUACUGAGUUUUUGUGCACCUGCUUUGGCUCUAAAUAUUUGGCCAAGAGCAUCCCUUUCUUACUGUACAGCAAGUAGUUGAACAGCUUUGUCAAAGCUUGUAGGGCAACAUCCUCUUUGUGUGUGUGAAUUUGAAUUCUGAAAAUUAGGAAGAGUUGUGCAACUGAGUGCUCCCUAUCCUGGCUGCCCAGGUUGGCUGUGGAAGAAUUAUUGCCUUCUCUAGUGGCAGUUGCUGGUUAAACUCUUUAGUUAUGGACAUAUUACUAAGGAACCAUGACCAAGAAGAAAGCAUCCUGAUAAAAAAAAUUAUUCCAUGUGAUGUGUACAUUUAUUGGAAGAUAGCAGGCAUUUUUAACUACAAAAAAUGGAACACUAUGCUUGUGGGAUGGAUUAUGAACGUUGUCUUUUAUCUGUUCAGCUGUCUUGCCCUAAUACCCUUCACAUUGUUGUACUAGUAUCUAUUUUAUGUUGCAAAUGUGCUAUUUUAGUGAUGUUAACAUGAUUGUGCCUUGGUGAGUGACUAAUGCUUAUAUGAAUACAAUUACAAUUUACAAGCAUCUUUUUUGUUUA